UAGAGACAGAGAGUUUCACACAGAGAACAUUCAGCAUAAAGAAGACUGAACUCAACUCACAAUGAAGAUCCUCCUCAUCUUCUUCACUUUCUACCUGAUCUCAGGUGCAGUGAGAUGCUUUAGUGUCACUGGAUAUUCUGGAGGAAGUCUUCUUGUUGAUACACAGAAGUCUUGGUUCAGUGCAAAUGUUCAAUGCUUUAAUAAAUUACCUGAGUGGAGAAGUAUAAUGAAUGAUACGAAACAUGAUAAAUGGAUCAAUGAAGGAAAAUUCACACUGUUUCGAAAUAAUGAAGGAAACCUCAUGAUCUAUAUCAGAAAUUUGAAUGACCAUGAUGCUGGAGAAUUCUGGAUUGGUGUUCUUUACAAGUGGGGUGUAGAUAUGACUUUAAAUGUGGAAGAAGGUCAGUCACUUUAAGAUCAAAAUCUCGGUGUAGUAAAAUACUUGAUCAAUUUAAAGUCUGUAUAAAAGUAAAAUAUAUUUCUUUAUUAUAUAAGUUACAGAUUCAUGUUGUAAAGUGUCAAAGAGAGUGAUGGUGCAUAUUGGAGAAACUGCCACCUUCAGCUGUGAAUAUUCACAGAAUCAUAUUAAUGAUCCCAAGAUCAUAUUCAAAGAAGGAGAAGACUCUAUUGAGAUGAUUUACAGCACAUGGAAGAAGGAAGAAAGAUUCAGUGUUUCUGAUGACAAACAGAAAAAUCUCUUCAGUGUGAGAAUUACUGCAGUGAGACCAGAUGAUGGAGGAGUUUAUUUAUGUGGAGUUUGGAUCAGAGGACAAUCGUACAGUUACUACAUUAUUAAUACUGUUCAUUUACAUGUUAGUAUGGCUCCAGUAGUGAGACAUGAAGGAGAAUCUGCUGAGAUCAUCUGCCCUUAUGAUUCAAUCUAUAAAUCAAAGUCAAAGUCUCUCUGUAAGGGGAAGUGCUCCACUAGAGAUAGAAAUACUCUCAAUGAAGAGAAAGAGACCAAGACUGACAGAUUGACUCUGAAUGAUGACGGCACUGCAAGUGUCUUCACUGGGACCAUCACUGGACUGACAGCAGAGGAUGCUGGGAAAUACUGGUGUGCAGUGACAUUAGAGAGAGACGUGAAUUAUCUUUACACUCAUCUGAUCGUCAUAAUGAACGAGGAGCUGAACUUGACUAAGUAUGAAGGAGACGACAUGUCAAUCCAGUGCAAACAUCAUGAUGAACAUCAGAAACUCUUCUGCAAAGCACAUGAACCCUCCGUGUGUGUGAAGGAUGGAGUUUCAUUGGAGACGAUCAGAGAUGAUCGAUUCUCUUUCAGUGAUGAAGCUUCUACUGGAGUCUUUACUGUGAACAUCACUGAUCUGAGAGAAGAGGAUUCUGGGAUAUACUGGUGUGGAGCUCACAUCAUCACUAAAGUCAGUCUCAAUGUAAAACAGGAUUUCUCUUUAUUCAUCAUUAUUUCUAUAUGUUCGACUCUGCUGCUGAUUGGAGGAUUCACUGUGAUUGAGUGUUUAAUAAGAUGAGGUGAUGCUGUCCUUCAUAAACACACAAAUGAGAACUUAUCAGACAUUUUAUGUUUAUUAUCAAGCUACAGACUAACCCUAAAAACUGUUUUUGAAUAGUCUUUUUUUAAUGAGGACAUUUUAAAAGUGACUUUUCGUCAUCUCACUGUUGUUCAUUUCAGAUGUGUUGAGAUCUUAGGCAUGAGCUCAUCAUCAGACAAGACAAUGAAGUAGUGUCUCUGUAUCUUCAUGCACUGAUGUGAUUCUUGUGUGUUUUUGUCUGUAAGUUUAACUCUGCUCGUUAUGUUUUUCUCUUGCUUAAUCUCAGAUUGCACAUUCACACUCAGGGUGCUUUCACUCUGGUUGUUUAGUUAGAAAUGAGGCGCGGUUUGAAAGAAUAAUUUGGUUAUGUAAGACUUGUGGUCUGAGUUUGAUUGCACUGCAACUGUUGCAUGAUUCAUGUGAAUGUAAACUUGCACGCAUGCAUUUUAGCUGGUUUAGCUCCGGACCUACUCACACCGCUCAGGCAGGCCUCAAACCCGGGUCGCCAGCAUGGAGGAUGGGCACGCUAACAAGGAUGCUAACGAGUCUCUAGUAGCCCAGUCCACAGACUAACUCUACAAACAUCGGAAAUAGUGAGAGAUGGACCUUAUACCAAAGAGAAAAUCCAGUGAGAGUUUAAGUGGACCAAGCAAAACAUGAUUAUGUAUUUCUGCUCAGCUAGUGAUAUUGGGCAUCAACCACAUUGCAAAAGCUAAUAAUUUUUAUAUACUGUCUACUUUCUUUUAUAACAGUUCUAUAUAAUAACCUGUGAUAAUAUCAAUGCCUGCAUUGACACAAUUUUCUUUAAGAGCUGCUGUGCAGCCAGAAUUAUAUACCAGUUAUCAGUGUAAAGCUGCUUAGACACAAUAUGCAUUGUAAAAAGCGCUAUAUAAAUAAAGGUGACUUGACUUGACAAGCACAGUUUACGUCACUUCAGAGUUCCUGGGGAAUCCUCCUGGUGGUUAGUGCCUAUAACUAAGUUCCUAGAACAAUAUGGUGCAAAAGCGCCUAUUAUUAUUACAUGCAUAUGUUUAUUUAUUUAUUUUUUGUAAAGAAACCAAACCAAUGUUUGAGAUUUUUAAACUCAUUGUUUCUGCCUAAAACUAAUUAAUGUUAGAUAACUACAUGAUUUAUAUUAUUUUAAAAUGGACAUUACUUGGACACAGUCACGCUGAUAACAGAUCUGAAAAGUGACCCCCAAAGUCUGGUUUGUUUGCCUAGUGUGAUCGCUCUGUAACGAGCCUAGAAUUGAAUCUUAGUCUCUCUCAUCUGCAGAUAUCUGAACACUCAUUCCACUUCAUCAAUUGGUUUCUGUUUCUUUUCAGUCUCAUGUGUUUCCUGAACAGCUCUUUUUUUUUUUUUCUUCACAACCAAACUAAACUGUGUUCUUUUACUAGGUUAAAGAGAC
Molecule: messenger RNA, 2916 nt
Organism: Megalobrama amblycephala (Wuchang bream)
Lineage: Eukaryota; Metazoa; Chordata; Actinopteri; Cypriniformes; Xenocyprididae
Product: polymeric immunoglobulin receptor-like
Exons: 5
Coding region: 531-1487 (318 amino acids)
Source: RefSeq, a predicted model, not a curated record